This is a messenger RNA of Macaca mulatta (Rhesus monkey), 3480 nucleotides long. RefSeq names its product antizyme inhibitor 2 (gene AZIN2). Gene Ontology annotation, biological process: positive regulation of catalytic activity; negative regulation of protein catabolic process; positive regulation of polyamine transmembrane transport. Gene Ontology annotation, molecular function: ornithine decarboxylase activator activity; catalytic activity. Lineage: Eukaryota; Metazoa; Chordata; Mammalia; Primates; Cercopithecidae. Gene Ontology annotation, cellular component: cytoplasm. The record is from RefSeq and is a predicted model, not a curated record.
AUGGGCGGGGCCUGGCUGGGGUUAUAUAAGCGCGCUGCGGGCGGAAGGCUGGGCGUGGGGGUCGGUGGCUGCUGGGCGGGCAGGGCGCAGGCCGCGGGACCCGAUCCCGGGGGAGCGAGAGAGCGGAGGCGCCGAGGAGCCGAUUCACUCGCUGGGGAGACUUAUGGGCCGAAGCCGUGUAAAUGCGUUUUAAGCAGGGGCCUCGGCUCCGCAACUGCCACUCCUCCUCGGGGUGUUGCACAAGUUCCGAGGUCACCGGCGACCCCCCCUAGCAGCGCGCCUGGCUCUGGCCCCCGCGAAGGAGGACGGAGCUUGUGUGUUGCAUACUUUCUAAGGCGGCGGCUGCAGCAGCGGCUCCAUCCAGCCCGUCAGCUCCUCCUGCAAGGCAUGGCUGGCUACCUGAGUGAAUCGGACUUUGUGAUGGUGGAGGAGGGCUUCAGUACCCGAGACCUGCUGAAGGAACUCACUCUGGGGGCCUCAGAGGCCACCACGGACGAGGUCGCUGCCUUCUUCGUGGCUGACCUGGGUGCCAUAGUGAGGAAGCACUUUUGCUUUCUGAAGUGCCUGCCACGAGUCCGGCCCUUUUACGCUGUCAAGUGCAACAGCAGCCCAGGUGUGCUGAAGGUUCUGGCCCAGCUGGGGCUGGGCUUCAGCUGUGCCAACAAGGCAGAGAUGGAGUUGGUCCAGCAUAUUGGAGUCCCUGCCAGUAAGAUCAUCUACGCCAACCCCUGUAAGCAAAUUGCACAGAUCAAAUAUGCUGCCAAGCAUGGGAUCCAGCUGCUGAGCUUUGACAAUGAGAUGGAGCUGGCAAAGGUGGUAAAGAGCCACCCCAGUGCCAAGAUGGUUCUGUGCAUUGCUACUGAUGACUCCCACUCCCUGAGCCGCCUGAGCCUGAAGUUUGGAGUGUCACUGAAAUCCUGCAGACACCUGCUUGAAAAUGCCAAGAAGAGCCAUGUGGAGGUGGUGGGUGUGAGUUUUCACAUUGGCAGUGGCUGUCCUGACCCUCAGGCCUAUGCUCAGUCCAUCGCAGAUGUCCGGCUCGUGUUUGAAAUGGGCACCGAGCUGGGUCACAAGAUGCACGUUCUGGACCUUGGUGGCGGCUUCCCUGGCACAGAAGGGGCCAAAGUGAGAUUUGAGGAGAUUGCUUCUGUGAUCAACUCAGCCUUGGACCUGUACUUCCCAGAGGGCUGUGGUGUGGACAUCCUUGCUGAGCUGGGGCGCUACUACGUGACCUCGGCCUUCACCGUGGCAGUCAGCAUCAUUGCCAAGAAGGAGGUUCUGCUGGAUCAACCUGGCAAGGAGGAGGAAAAUGGUUCCACCACCAAGACCGUUGUGUACCACCUUGAUGAGGGCGUGUAUGGGAUCUUCAACUCAGUCCUGUUUGACAACAUCUGCCCUACCCCCAUCCUGCAGAAGUCUAAGAGCCACCCACCCUGUGCAUGUCUCUAGAGUUCAUUCAUUUCACUGCUGUGUAGCGCUCUUUUGGUGAGUAUGCUGCAGUUUAUUUGUCCAUUCUCCUCUCAAGGCAUUUGGACUGUCUUUGGGUUUUUGCUACUGUGAAUACUGCCACUGUGAAUUCUUGUUCCUCUCUCUCUGAUGAGUGAGCAAGGAGUGGAAUGGUUGGGCACAGGGCAUGUGAAUGCUUGGCUUCAAGAGACAGUGCCAGUUUUCUGAAGUGUUGACUGACAAUCCCACCAGCAGUGUGUAAGAGACUCAGUGGCUCUGCGUUUUCCCCAGCACGGGGUAUUGCCAGACUGAAAACACUUUCUCAGUGGAAUGGAUGUAAAAUGGUAUCUCACUGUGUCUUGAUUUGCAUUUCCCUCAUCACUAGCAAAGCUGGACAUCUCUUUGUAUAUUUACUGGCCAAACGUGUUUCCAGGAACUUCUUCCAGGGACUUUGUAAGUUGGCAUUGCCCUUCAUGUCUGAAUUUCUCCACUGAGUGGUCUGUACCCACUGCCCCUGCUCACUCAGCUCCCUUAGCCCUUCCAACCUCUCCAGUCAGGAACCUGUUCCAUGAUGCCAUGGAAGAUGCUCUUGAAAGUCACUUCCAUGCUGCUAGCUCUUCCAUGUGGCUCUUCUGUCCCAGCAGCUGGUCCUCCUCUGUUUUCAUGCUCACCUCUCCUGGCUUCUGUGGCAACAUCCUGGGCCUUGGCUACUCUUCUGCUGUUCUCACCUUGUCUCCUUGGCACUUCUUCUGCUCACCCUUUAAGUGUUGACUGUCUCGGGCCUCAGUCCUUGAUCUUCUCUGUCUAUGUGCACUUCCUAAGUAAAUGCUUCCAGACUGAGGCUCUUAGUAUCUUCCAUACUAUCCUCACUGCCACAUUUCUAUCUCUACCCUGGAUCGCACCCCUGAGCUCCAGACUUGUACAUCCAGCUACCCACUUGACAUUCCUACUGGGAUUUCACAGACAUCUCAAUUCACUUGUUCAGAACUGAACUCUUGAUUUCCAACCACAACUUCUCUCGGUAAAUAGCACUGCCACUAGCCAACUGCUGAAGCUAAAAACGUUGGCAUUAUUCUUGAUUCUUGCUUUCCCUCUCCUUCCACAUGCAGUCCACCUGCAAUUCUUGAGUGUAGUUCCAAAAUACAUUUUGAAUUCAGUGAAUUCUUUCUCUGUCACCACCCUAAUGCAAGCCACCAUUGCCUCCUGCUUGAGCUACUGCAGUAACCAUUAACUGGUUUUCUGGCCCCUACUCCUACCUGCUUACCACCCAUUUUCCACGCUGCAGACAGAAUGAUCUUUUAAAAUCCCAAAGACUAUGCCCCUCCUCUGCUUAACACCUUCCCACUGCUCUCAGAAUAAAACCUAGACUCUUUACCACAACCAGCAAGGCACCCGCCAUCUUCCCAGCCACCUCUUGCCUCACUCCUGUCCCUGUUUUCAGCUCCACUUACCAGCUCCAGCCCCACUCCCCUCCUUUCUGUUUUUGUAACACCUAAGUUGUUUCUGCUCUCAGGGCCUUUGCAUUCGCUCUGCCCAGAGUGCUCUUUCACUCGCCCCUGAGACAGCUGCUGUAUUCUCUUUCUUAUGUCUCAGCUCAGAUGUCACCUCGUCAGGGAGGCCUUUCCUGACUGCCCUCUCUAAAGUAGGCUCACCUCCCUCAAUCAGAUAAUUUUGAUACCCUGCUUAUUUUCUUCACAGCCCAUCAUAAUCUGUUAAUUAUCAUGUUUUUGUUUACUUGCCUAUAGUCUGUCUGCUCCAUUAGCAGGUAGGCUCUAUGAGGGCAGCCACCUUGUCCAAUUAGUUUCCUCUGAGUUCCCAGCACUAGACACAGUGCCUGGCACAUAGUAGGUGCUCACUAAAUAUCUGUUGAAUGAAUUGUGAAUGAAUGAAUCAAUCAUUCAAUAAACUGUGAGACCCUUGAGGGUCUCAUAUCUGUUCAUAUCUGUUUCCCUAGUACAGAACUUGGCACACAGCAGGUUUAGUAUAUGUUGGAAUUGAAUAGUUUUUUUUUUUUUUGAGAUGGAAUCUCACUCU